Messenger RNA from Debaryomyces tyrocola, 1479 nucleotides. The record is from the annotation of a GenBank genome assembly. NCBI's taxonomy places the organism in Eukaryota, Fungi, Ascomycota, Pichiomycetes, Serinales, Debaryomycetaceae.
AUGAUGAACGAUAAUAGUCUGAAUCUACAAUCAACUUAUUCAAAUACCCUACAUCCCAUUCAUACAAAAGAAAAAAUUAAUAAUAGUAAUUCUCAUAGUAACGGAAAUACUAACAAUAAUAAUAACAAUAAUAAUAGUAAUAUUAAAAAUUCUCCAUUACCAUCAAAUUCGAUAUAUAACGGACAAUUUUUGUAUUCAUCAUAUCCAAACUCAAGUCCCUUAAUACAUACAUUCAAUUCUGAGUGGGUCGAUACCCCAGAUAACUCACCAUCUCGUACCAAACCGUAUAAUCAAGAUAUGUCUACAACUAUUUUAGCAGAUACUGCAAGUGCAGCUGCACCGCAGAAUGAAGAUUCUUCGAAUAAAUCUAAAUUCGAAACACCGUCGAAACCUAAAGCAUCAAUUUCAUUCAUAACACCGGUGACAGAGUCUAAGACAUACGAUACUAUUAUUCUCAAUGAGAAGCACCUCAAGCCUUUAUCGCCCGAGCCUGUUAAACAACAUAACGUGAAGUCGAUGGACAUAUUAUGGGCAAUGUUGCACAACAUCACUGGUAAGGAUAAAAUGGCCAAAUUUGGCCAGUUUACGUUGAGGCUAUUACUCUAUCAUGCCAAACAAACACAGAAUUAUCUUAGUGACGGGUAUAUCAAUAUCAAUGUUAUAAAUUCAAGAUACAGUGACAAAGAGAAGAAGCUAAAUUUAUUAAAAAACUUCUUACGCCAUCCCCGAGACUUUAUUAAGAUAAUAGUUAUAUUGGCUUGUUCAAUAUUCAGGUCCAGGUUGAGCGGUACUGCUGGCGGUUUAUCAUUAUUCAGACAAUUUCUCAGGUUUGGCCAGUCUCCAUUCAAAAUCCGUCGUUUGAAAAAUAAAUUAGUAUCAAGAACAACAAUUGCUACGAAAUCGGGUGAUUAUAUGAUAGACGUGUCGGGCGUUGGAAAGUGUUUUACAAAAGAUGUUUUGGGUGAUAUAUUUUCGUUAUACUAUAGUGUAUUUGAUGAAGCAGGGUUAUUAUAUAAGAUGAAUUUUUUCAAAAGCAAAACCUUCCAUAAGGUUAUUUUAAGACACGAGUCUCUCGCAUGGUACUACGAAACGUUACUUGGUAUAUAUAAUGCGUAUGAUAGGUUGCAAAAGUUGAACCAACAAGAAAUGGACGUGAAAAUUCAAAUACAAGUUAAAAGUAAAGCUCGACUGUUAUCAAAACAAUUGUUAGGUGCUAGCUCGAUUGAAGGGCUUUCUCACGAGGAUGAUACAAAAGACGCUCAACAGCUAAAGGAAAUACAAUUCAAAAAAUACAACUCGUACAUUGAUAUUUACAAAUGGUUGUCCGAUUUCAUUUUUAAUACAUACACGGUGUUCAACAUGGCUUUACCAUUUGAUACUUUACAAUUAUGGAUGGGUAUAAGUGCAUCUUCUUUGAGUAUACUCAAAUUAUAUCGAGAAACAAGAAAACGGUUGAUAGCUGAAUCUUUGCAGAAAUAG